CCAAGGUCGGUGAUGAGUUUGUUUGGGUAAAAACGCGAUUGUUCGCAAUAUCUACAAAAUGAAACAUUUGGAACGUUUCGUCGAUUUGGGACGCUCUGGAUUAUCGUAACGACUUCAGUUUGUCCACCAGCGAUCGUUCUACGUUGGUAAUUAUCUGGGGAAGUGGUUAGAAAGUUCUCGGACAAGGCCGUUUAAUCUUGUCACGGUACACACGCAAACACGAGACGUCGGUCGAAACGGGCCGAAAAUUGCCGACUAGAGGGAACUGUUCGGCGAGGAAACCCCGACUCGGGAUUACCAUUGGUUCCACCGAGAUAAGAUAACAGGAACCGAACACAACAAGAGCUAUCAUCUUACACCAAAGAGGGAUGCUACGAUAUGCAAAUGGGAACGGGACGCUUCGCUUCAUAAACAACUACGCCAGCUUCGAUAUGGAAUGAUUCUCUUUCGCUCUGUGUGUGUGUGUGUAUAGUUGUGUUUAUAAUUUCGCCUGGAACAUAUGCGUUGUUACACGUUAACCGUGUAUGUGUUUCGGUUAGAGAAGAACCCAGCAAGGCCUUCUAAAUGUGGAUAAAAUAUAAGAGGGAUUUCACGAGUGCUUUGUUCGUCGAACCAUGCCGAUGAAAGUGACGGUAUGUUUCGACCGCGUUCGUGUGAUCGUGCCCUGUGGAGAGGGGGAGCUGCCGGUUCGAGACCUCAUCCAGAAGGCCAUCACCAGAUACAAGAAGGCAACGGGAAAGGCCAACAACUACUGGGUCUCUGUUCACUACGUGAAGACGCUGAGUGGUGGCGGCAUCCUAGACCCCGACGACACCCUCAAUGAUGUGGUAGACGACAGGGAACAGCUGAUAGCUGACUUUGAGGAGCAGGGCCGACCAGGAAUCCACCAUAAUGGCGGUGACGGAGCAUCUGCCUCUUCCACGGGGACUGCAAGCCCUGACAUUUUCCAAGGAGGGGAGGUAACCUCGGAAUCCAUGCAGUCUGUGACGUCAUCUCUUCAAAACGGGAAAAAUGACAUUGUGGUUACAGCUAGGGAGUUGUUAGUUGGUUCCAAUCUGAAAGUUCGGCGUGGAAGUGAACCUGCUCUGAACACUCUUGGAGAAGACAUCAAAGAAAAUGGAGACAUCAGUAAACCGAAGCCUCCAUAUCGAGUCAGAAGAACCAAGGAAGAUGCCAGGGAGAGUGACACACCCAGGUCUGAUACAGACUCGGAAGAGGAAGAAUAUCGAGCUCUCAGAAUGCUUACGAAGAAACCAAGUCCUGUCAGCAAUUUCAGUCGAGAUAGUGUUCGCCAGUCUCUUAGCAACCGUCCAGAGAUGUUUCGGUGGCUGGAAGCUCAGGAAAAGCAGCAGGCUCAGUUCGAUAAGAAGUUUGAUGAGCGAACAGCUCCGGUUGGUGGAAAUGGCCUGGACACAGAAGCUGCGUCACCUUCAAAACCACGGGAUACAUCAGUGGCCCUGAUUUUGAAGAAUGAUGGUGGACCACUUGGCAUACAUGUUAUUCCAGAUCUAGAUGACAAUGGAAGGGAACUUGGUCUAAUGAUUCAAAGUAUUGAACAAGGUGGCAAGAUACAGCGAGAUGGUAGACUGCAAGUGCGAGACAGAAUCACCGAAAUCAACGGUGUUUCUCUCUUCAAUGUCAAUUUCGACAAUGCCCAAAUAAUCUUUCGAGAUGCCAUGAAGACGACUGAAAUCCAACUCCGAGUUGUCAAGUACCAACCCCAGCCAAUGGCCCGCUCGGCUCCGCAGACCAUGCCAAAACCAAAAGGUCACACACCCGUUAAGCCUUCACCUUUGACCUUGCCGGCACCUGGCUCUGAUGUUUCUCCUGUCCAGAGUCCUAAUGAAAUAAGUCCCUUGUCAGAAAAAGACUCCAAUGUUGUGAACAAUAAUAAGAAAAACAUUAAUGUGACAAACAUUUCAAGUUUCUCAAAUAUUGGACGUUUGCCAAAAUCGCCACUGUCUCCCCGUGCCAAUAUGCCAAUUCCGGCAGGACCACCUCUCAAGGUUACCUCCCCCACCAAGAAGACUCCCCCAGCUGUGCCUGCCCGCCAUCCAUCCACGACUCUGUCAGCCAUUAAGCCAAAAGAUGCCUUAAUUAACCUAGCAAACACGCGGAAGAUUGGGAAAAAGAUUUCAAUUGAUCUUAUUAAAGGGCCGCUGGGUCUUGGUUUCAGCGUGACGUCUCGAGACAACCCGACAAGCCCGCAGUGUCCCAUAUACAUUAAAAACAUCCUGCCAGAAGGGGCCGCAGUCAGUGAUGGACGACUCAAGUCAGGUGACCGCUUGUUGGAGGUGAAUGGGGUUGAAAUGACUGGUAAAAGUCAAGCGGAGGCUGUUGCCUUUUUACGUAAAAUUGCGACUGGAAAUAAAGUGAAUCUUGUAGUAUCUCGACAGGAAGCUGUGGAUGAGAUGUUUCAAGUGCCCAGAGAACUGACUGCUGGUGAUGUUGGUGAUGUCACUGAUGGCACUGAUGUAACGUUGCAGCCACCCGAUAAGGUUGGUGAGGAUGUCACGCUGACAUCUGCACGCAACAAGGAAGUGAUAACUCUGGAGAUCCCACUCAAUGACUCUGGGUCAGCCGGGCUGGGCGUCAGUGUCAAGGGUAAGACAACCACGGCCAAGGAAGGAUCCAGAGAUCUCGGGAUAUUCAUCAAGUCUGUCAUGACUGGAGGGGCUGCAUCAAAGGAUGGUAGACUCUUGGUCAAUGACCAGCUGCUUGAGGUGAACGGCACGGUGUUGUCGAACCUCUCCAACAUGGACGCGAUGAAUGCACUGCGCCAGGCCAUGCAGACGGACGGGCCGGUCCCGGGGUACAUCAUCAUCACUGUGGCCAGGAAGAUUGGAGCGCCAUCACCAUUCCACUUCAGUGAGAGUUCCUCGGACAACAUGGACACCAGCCAGCCGGAAACCAUCGGCCACGGUUUGCACAUCUACAGUGAAAAGACACACACCAACAACAAUACGGCCAGUGAUACUGUUAAGGUUCCCAAGCCCAAGGAGAGAAAGAUGGUUGAUGUUACCCACAAUCCACCAGUGGUAAAACCUCACAAUAAAAUGUUGGAUCGGCUGCUGGCCGCCGAUGUGAAAGGAUUACGUAACGAGUCAUACACUCGUGCUCUCCGAGACAAUUUUCAGACCAAUCCCGACAACUCUGUGGCUAAUUUCGGUGUGCAGGGGUCGACAGUGGCGCCUUCAGAAAAACGGGAUGUUGUUAUUGUAGAAGAUGAUAUGUAUGCCAUUCCUAGGAAAAGAGUCCAGCCGACCCGACCUCACUCUACACUGGGAAUUCCCAUCCGGCGGUCGCCCCCCGAUUCACACAGUUCAAGUUUCGAUGAGUUCCCCACUCACGGUUCACACAGUGACCACAGCAGUGACCACCAAGAAACAGAAUUAAGCCCAACUGGUGACUUUACCUUUGAUCGUGAAGGAUUUGGGCGCCAGAGUAUGUCUGAAAAAAGGAAAGGUCACCUUGAUCCUAGGCAGUGUGAAUUUUAUCAGCGAGCCAAGGAAAAGAAUAAAGAAAUUAAAGCAGGCCUGGCCGUCUCCAGGGAGUUGCAUGAUGAACCGAACCGUCUGGUACAGAGUAGCUUUGUCGAGUCAUUGUCAGGAACCGGACAGUCUAACCUGCAUGACCUUCAAACCCAGUAUCCGAGAAACCUACCUCAAACAGUCUCCCAGCCCACCCUGAAACGGGCGUCAUCCCUCGAAGACCUGUCGGUCCCAGACAAGAGUGAGGAAGAGAAAGUUCCCAUGUGGCACAUGCCGCGGAUGGGUCGUCAGCGGGCCUGCAAUGACAGCUUCCGCGCGGCAGUCGACCGGUCGUACGACCCCCAGGGGGAUCACAAUGUCAUGGAUACUCCCAUUACUGUUGAAGAAGAGAGUCUGGACAGUGGGUCGGUCAGCUACGGUCAGUCCAACUCGGCGCGGUCGUCAUUCAGUAGUGAGAACACGGGUGAGGCUGGGUCGGGAGACUUCCACAGUCUGCGCAAAAAGAAACACAAGGAAAAAAAAGGCGGCAUUCUUAAAGGAUUCCUUAGGUUUGGACGGGGAAGAAAGUCGAAUGAAGAAAACAACCGCCGUUCACGGUCAGCAGAAAGGCCGCAAGACGCAGAAGUUCGACAGAGACAGAUAGAGGAGGAGGAGCGAGCGUCGAAACAAUCAAAAGAUGACCAGUUUCGACCACGAGAAGAUCAGAGAGUGAAGGACCAGGAAGUGUUUGAUAUCAAGAAACUGCGAGAGGAGCACCAGAGAGGGUGGGACCGCCCUCUGUUUGACCGGCAGACGGAAAAAGAGGAGAACUCGCGGCCCAAACCACGAACACACAUGUUCGACAACCAGAAGAUGCACCUCGCCCAACAGAUGUUCUACGACCCUCAGGCCGAGACCGAACCAAGCGUCUCCGAGCAGUGGAGGACCGCCACCCGGCAACAGCAGCUCGACGGCGACCAGUGGCAGUAUCAGGGUAACCAUGGCGAGCAGCGUGGGCAGACGUCAGAGAUGAUGAGCUACACUCUGAGGGAGGGGAACCUGAAGCGUGCCGACAAGAUCCAGCUGCUGCGUGCGGAACACCAGCGCCGACACCAGGAGAGACAGGGUCGAUACCCACUGGAUGAACGCGAGGAGAUCAUCGAGACAGCGCUCAGACAGGCCGAGGAGGAAAAGCUUAAAAGACUAGGCCAGAAUAACCAGGAGUACCACCCAUCUAGCAGAGGUUACCAACCAAGAUGA
Gigantopelta aegis is the source of this 4730-nucleotide messenger RNA. RefSeq names its product partitioning defective 3 homolog. Gene Ontology annotation, cellular component: apical plasma membrane; cell cortex; apical junction complex. Gene Ontology annotation, biological process: microtubule cytoskeleton organization; establishment or maintenance of epithelial cell apical/basal polarity; intracellular protein localization. Gene Ontology annotation, molecular function: phosphatidylinositol binding; protein binding. The record is from RefSeq and is a predicted model, not a curated record. Lineage: Eukaryota; Metazoa; Mollusca; Gastropoda; Neomphalida; Peltospiridae. The transcript has 23 exons. The coding region runs from base 615 to 4730 and encodes 1371 amino acids.